AUGCUUUCGAGCCUUCUCUUCGUAAUUUCUUUGCUGAGUGCGUCUGUUGUCGCACAAUCUUCUUCGACUGUAGUUUGUAUUGCUGGGCAAUGCUUGCAGGGUUUGACGAACAUAACGAUUGGUGCAACGAUUUCAGCACCUGGGGCGCCAACCAGCAUUCACCUGCUGCCCGGCCAGUACACGUCUUUAACGAACCCUCAGCUCCUGCACAAUCUCCUCACCGCACCGUCAGCUUCGCUCACGUCAUCCCCUGGCUUUGAAUCUUCGUCUUCGUCUAUUUCCCUGCCUUUGAACUUGGCCCUUGAGCCGGGUCUUGCCAUUUACUCUGACAUACGCUUCAGCGGCCCGGCCGCUUUUUCUCAGCUCCCAUCAUCCUCCAUCGCAAACUCCUCCGUGCCAUUGGCAGCCAAAUCUUUCGCCAUCUCGACGAACGUUUGGGCGUCCAUCCGAUCCUCUUCCGAAGAACGCAUUGUAUUCUGGGACACUGUCCCGGAUGUCACGCAACUCCCCGCGGACGCCUUAGGUUCACUUGCCCUUCUGGACCUCCAGUCUUCGGCUUGCUCCCCGCCAUGUGCAGGGACGGGUGUUUGCUCUGCAUCAGGCACUUGUGCUUGCCCCAGCGGAUUCACUGGUUCUGCUUGUGAAUCCUGCGCGCCUGGUUUCUUCGGACCGACUUGUCAGGCGUGUCCAACAGGUUGCACAUCUUGCGACGAAGGGGUGUCCGGGACCGGUCGGUGCCUUACCCCUUUGCUUCCCAGUAACGCUCCCUCGACGUGCAAUUGCCUCAAUGGUAUCUGUGGCUCAGACGGACAGUGCGCAUGCAAUGACGGCUGGACGAACGCAGACAACGGAACUGCGUGUGCCAAGUGUUCAGCUGGCUUCUUCCUCACAAGCACUAGCGACUGUAAAGUCUGCCAAGCUGGCUGCACUCAAUGUGCCGACGGUACAGGUGCAUGUUUAACCUGCAAGACUGGUUUCACGAAAGACGCCAACGAUCCAACAAAGUGCAACCCAGUGCAAACGCCUAUUCCUUCCGGAGACGUGUGUCCCUUGCGCAGCUUCAAUGAUGGAACCAACUGUGCUCUCUGCUCGCCUUCGUGUCAAUCGUGCACCGGUCCCUCGUCAAACGACUGUGCUAUUUGCGUGUCUGGACAAUAUUUGCUUAAUGGUGCCUGCGUUUCGGCAAACAGCGAUGGCGUCUGCCAGGGUUCUAAAAUGAUCGCAGAUAAUAACAAAUUUGAAUGUGAUACUUGCGGAGCCAAGUGUACUACCUGCAAAAUUCCGAACUUCAGUAUUGCGUCCACCGCUAGUCAACGUCAGUGUACCGGGUGCCUUCCCGGAUUUGUGUUAUCAGAUGGAGAAUGUGUUGCGAGUUGCCCUACUGGUUUCUUCGUUUCACCCCAGGAUAACUUGACCUGCACACGGUGUGACGCCUCUUGCAUCUGUCUCUCGGAGCUUGUGGCGGUUCCCCAGCCCAGCGGGACGAGUACCCCAGCGCCACUCCCGUCGAUCACUGGGCUCACCAACCCAACUGUGAUCGAAAACGAGACGAGAAGGCCUCUAGAGUGGUGGCAGAUCCUGUUGAUGGCGCUGGGCUGCGCGUUCAUCUUCGUCCUUGUGCUGAUGCUGUGGAGACGUCAUGCGCGCAAACAGCGAGCGAAGCGCACAGCGAUGUUCGCGCAGUCGAAAAAACUCGAUGACCGAAACAGUUGGAAGUGGAGGCUCGUGAGGUUCGGGGAGAGGUUAUUCGGACACCGCCCCAGCCGACGCGUAAUACCAGAGAGCGAGGACAUCAAGCUACUGAAGCUACGCCAGGCUGAGGAAGCGCGACGUGACCACGAUCUUGAGAAGCUCAUCGAUUCUUAUGGUGAUCCGACUCCCGGUGGACCUAGUGGAGGCUCAUCAUCUGACCCCCAUGCGAGUAGUGGGCGCCGUAGAAGCCAUCUUGCCGCGAAUUCUCUUUACUCGGAGGCAACGGGAAUACCCCGCCGAUCUCCGGACGUUCGACAGCCCGUCAAAGACUACCGUGCUUCAGCUCGCAUGUCCACGAGCACCUACAGUUCGUAUAUGUAUCGCUCGAAUGGACCUCGCGUUGAGAAGGACUCAGACAUACCACCUGUCCCGACUGAAGCACAGGUCUAUGCCACGGCCAUGAAGCCUGUGCUGGCAACAUCGCCACCUGCUACGCAAGGAUCGUACUGGAUACAGCCGGUGGCAACUGGUUCGUCCAACAACCCCUUCCGCAAAUGA
Messenger RNA from Pleurotus ostreatus (oyster mushroom), 2250 nucleotides. RefSeq lists its product as uncharacterized. NCBI's taxonomy places the organism in Eukaryota, Fungi, Basidiomycota, Agaricomycetes, Agaricales, Pleurotaceae. The transcript has 7 exons. The record is from RefSeq and is a predicted model, not a curated record. The coding region runs from base 1 to 2250 and encodes 749 amino acids.